GAGACACAGCAGUUCGAGAGGUGUUUGAGGAGACUGGCAUCAAGUCAGAGUUCAAGUCCAUCCUAAGCAUUCGGCAGCAACAUGAACACCCUGGAGCCUUUGGGAAGUCGGAUAUGUACAUCAUCUGUCGUCUGGAGCCCUCCUCCUUCAACAUUAGCUUCUGCCAGCAGGAGUGCCUGAGGUGUGAGUGGAUGGACCUUGGUGAGCUUGCUCGGACGAAACUCGCUACUCCCAUCACCAGCCAUGUAGCUAAACUCCUACUGUAUGGAUACAGGGAGGGGUUUGACAAGAUCGAUAUCACCAUGAGAGAGUUCCCUGCUGUCUACACAGGCCUCUUCUACAAACUGUACCACAGGGAGCUGCCCGAGUCCUAUAGAAGCAUGAUGUGA
Molecule: messenger RNA, 389 nt
Organism: Nestor notabilis (Kea)
Lineage: Eukaryota; Metazoa; Chordata; Aves; Psittaciformes; Psittacidae
Gene: NUDT6
Product: nudix (nucleoside diphosphate linked moiety X)-type motif 6
Exons: 1
Molecular function (GO): ADP-ribose diphosphatase activity; NADH pyrophosphatase activity; NAD binding
Source: RefSeq, a predicted model, not a curated record